Neoarthrinium moseri is the source of this 7251-nucleotide messenger RNA. RefSeq lists its product as uncharacterized. Bases 1 to 7251 code for a protein of 2416 amino acids. Gene Ontology annotation, molecular function: mRNA binding. The record is from RefSeq and is a predicted model, not a curated record. The transcript has 2 exons. Lineage: Eukaryota; Fungi; Ascomycota; Sordariomycetes; Amphisphaeriales; Apiosporaceae. Gene Ontology annotation, biological process: mRNA export from nucleus; mRNA processing. Gene Ontology annotation, cellular component: THO complex part of transcription export complex.
AUGCCUCCAAAGCGCAAAAGAAUCGAGCCUGCCUCUGACGCAGCUGGCCGCCCCUCUCCCCAUCGUCCUGCCGAGACUGCCUUGGGCCAGCAUGACCGAGAUGGUCAAGAUCAUCGUCGCCGCUCCGGUGCUGGCAGAGGAAACACUAGAGGAAGAAAUGGAGAGCGCAGGAAUUCGUUCGGCAACAUGGGUGGCAGAAAUCAAGGUCCCAUCUCGCCAACCACCCAACGACCGCCCAGCUCCUCGUCGCAAGGCCCAACGCAACCUUCCGCACUUGCCCCCUCGACCCCUUCGGCGUCUGUGCCUCACUUCACCCAACCAGCCCGACCACGCUCCCCCGUUAUCCAGACCAAGUACAGCUAUGCCGUCCUGACCGAUGCCCGACUUGGAUCAUGGCAAGAGGGCGGUCGCCAGGAGGUGGUGCAGCAUGGCAUUGCGUCAAGAGAUGAUGAGGAUAUCGAAGAAAUCUCCACGAUAUCACAGGAGUUCACCCGUGCCGUCCUGGAAAACCGUCUGGAUCCAGCUGAUGCCGGGGCAUGCAUCAAGGAAAUCCUGGGGCCGGAUCCUGCGGCUGGAGACGAUGACAGAACAGACUGUAGCUUCGACCCUCACAGCCUGUUCGUUGAUAGUAUCUCCGUCUUCGUCGACAGCGAGAAGGACGACCUCGGAUAUCAGUUCCGAGACUUCAUACUUGCCACGGAUAUUUCACCUAACCUUCUGCGACAGUCCCUCGAACCUGAUUUGUUGGUGCAUCUCGGCAUGAUCCGGAGCACCUUCGCUAAGAUGGGUGUUCGAUACGCUACAAACGCACUAUACCGCCAGUCCAACUACAACCUCCUGCGCGAAGAGUCUGAAGGGUUUGCCAAGCUCAUCACGGAGCUGUACUGCACAGCUCACACCAUGAAUCAGGAACAACUCACCAAGGAGCAGGUGGAAGCAGGCUUUGAGCGCAUCAAGGGCCUUAUCGGCACCUUUGACAUCGAUGUCGGCCGGGUCCUGGACAUUGUAUUUGAUGUCUUCGCAUCGACCAUGAUGAGAACUUUCCGCUACUUCACAAUGUUCCUUCGAGCAAGCUCAUGGUGGCCACGCAACCAGAUCGACCGCUACGACCCGGUGCUGACUGGCGGCCUACCGCGAUGGGCCAUUCCAGGCGCUACCUUUCUUCCAACCCCUGAGGAGCAGGCUGAUAUGGACAUGAAACGGCAGCAACGCGACAUUGCUUUUUGGGAUAGGGCACGCGAACUUCAUCUGGAUGCUUUCUUCGAGCUUGGUGGGCGGCAAGCUACUGAUGCUGACCUCGAAAGCUAUGCCGCCUCCGCCAUCGGUGCAGGGUCCAAUCAAGACACCGAGAUUGAAUGGAUCAGGUCUACCAAGACUUUACCUCCAUGCGGCAAUCGUGUUGCUGCGCAACUCUUCGGCUUCAAACUACAGUACUACACAUCGGAAGCCAGAGACAAGGAUGAGAUCAUUCCUGCGAACUUGUUCUACCUCGCUGCCUAUCUGAUCAAGAUUGGGUUCAUCUCGCUGCCGGACCUGUAUGCGCAUCUAUGGCCUUCUGACGACAAGAUGGAUGCUGUGAAGGAGAGGCGUGCACAAGAGUUGGAGGAGAAAGAGAAGAAAGAUAGGCAGGGUGCUGAGCCGAAUGCUCUGCUCAAGGCUGGCGCCCUUCCGGACGACACGAUGCCAACCUCCACCAUGAUGCGAAGGGGCGAGAACGCCACCGCCAAGCCUGACCCUAGCCAGAAAGACACGACCACCACGGAUGCCACCGAUCAAGGUCUUCCCGAGCCGAAGGAGGUUCUCAAGGUGGAUCUGGUCCAGCACUUACUCCUUGUGGGAGCUAUCCCUGAGGCACUGUUCAUGCUGGGCCGUUUCAACUGGCUCACUGAUUCUUACCCUGAAGAAAUCAUCUCACCAAUCAAUCGGAUACUUCUCUACUCCAUCGACAAGGUCUAUCAAGAAACUCGGUCCAGCAAUGCAAAGCCAGUUACAGUAAUCCCCCUGAAGAAAGACCUUGCACAAGAUCAGUCAGGUGUUCCGAAGGGUACUGUGAGAUUAGUUGAGAGAGCCCCGCCGAAGACUUUGAAGUGGCCACACGCCGACGGCUUCAACAGAGGUACACCCUAUGAACACUACCUCAAGGAGUGGACGGACAACGUGCCAAUUUGUCAGACCAUCGAUGACAUGUUCACGCUGUGCGGCACUCUUCUCAAUAUCUCAGGCGUCAACAUUGGUAGAUCACCAAUGCUGCUGCGAAAGCUGACUGCGAUUGGUGCCAAGAGCCUUCAGGAAGAUAAAUCACCACAGAAUCUCGAGCGAUGGCGGGAUCUUCUGAAACGCACCAUAUUCCCAGCACUCCAUUUGACUACCUCCAACGUGGAUGUCGUGGACUCUGUAUGGGCACUUCUUAAUCAUUACCCUACCGAGGUGCGAUACAACAUCUAUGCUGAAUGCUAUGAGGGCUCAAUCUCACGGUUGCCCGCAACGACCAAAGCCUUCAAGUAUGCCCGCCUGGAUACGCUGUCUCUUCUAAAGCGUCUGUCGAAAGAGAACCUUACCAAAUCAGCCAAGCUUAUGGCCAAGGUCGCUCUUUUCUCCCCAGGAGUGGUUUGCAAGGUCGCUCUGGACCAGAUCGAGGCUUACAGCAACUUGAUCGAGGCUUUCGUGGAAUGCACAAGGUAUUUCACGGAUUUGGGUAACGAUGUGCUCGUCUGGUCACUCAUGAGUUCCCUUGGUGGCAAGCAACGAAGUCGGACCCAAGAGGGAUCAGUUCUGCUCACGAGCAAGUGGUUGCAGGCACUGUCCAAGUUCUCCGGCAAGGUGUUCCGUCGUUAUUCUAACGUGGAUCCCACCCCCGUUAUUCAAUACGUCAACGACCAGCUUUCUCGAGGCAAUUCAACUGAUCUGGUCAUUAUGAGGGAGCUUAUCACUUCGAUGGGAGGAAUUGUGUCGGACGUUGACUUCACCGAUGCACAACUGGCAGCUCUGAGUGGCGGAGAGGAACUCAGGAAACAGACGUUCAUCAAUCUUGGUGAUAAGCGUUUCGAAUCUGGGAAGAGCGCCUCUCGCCUGAUGCAUGCCUUGGUCCAAACGAAACUUGCACCCCGCCUGCUUGCCAACAUUGCGCAGUACAGGCAAUCGGCAAUCUACAAUCUACCGGAAAGCGAGACUCACAUCAAGUACCUGGCGACACUCAUCGAUGAUUCACAACAAGCGCUUGUUCAAUAUGUCGAGCUGCUCAGGAGCAAUUUGACGCCGGACCAAUUUGACGCUCUGAUCCCGAGUAUACCGCGCCUGAUGACCGACUUUGGUCUUGACGCAAACUUAGCUUUCUUAAUUGGCCGUGUUAGUCUGGCCUACUACUUGACUGGUCCCGGGGCGGCGGUUGCCAAAGGAAGACGACUAUCGGAUACCCCUGACAUCGCUGCUGCUGUCGAAGGCGACAUGGUGGUGGAGGCCAAGGAAGCGGCUGAGACCCCUCUGCCAUCUAUGCCAACGAUUUCGGACGAUGCCAUGGUGGUUGAUGACCAGGGAGCCAAGGAGAUACCAGCGGAAGGCUCUCCGCCUCUCAUUACCAAUGCUCGAAAGGCAGAUCAUUUCUCUGAAGUGCUCCGGCCUAUCCUGGAUACCGUCCAGACGCUGCUACCCUCCACGGUCUGGACUUCUAUCAGCCCUGACUUCUACGUACUCUUUUGGUCUCUGCAGACUGGCGACCUGGGUAUUCCUGCGAAGAGCUACAACGAUGAAUCACUCCGCCUUCAGAGAGAGCAGGAGUUCAUCAAGAGGGACAGGAGCGACAUGACCCGAACUGGGCGUGCUAAAGCUGAGCAGAGAAAAGCCGACAUCACGCAAUUGGCCACAAAACUUUCCGCUGAGGCUAGUCAAUGUCAGGAAAGGGUUUCUAAGACGAGGAUGUUACUACUGAAAUCUGCUCCAACGUGGAUUCCAGUCGCGAUGUCCAAGUCAAAUGGCGGCGCAGACACUCUGCUCGAGGAAUGUCUUAUCCCCCGACUUCUGCUUGCACCCGGCGAUGCGGACUUUUGCUACAAGAUUAUCAAGUUUCUUCACGACAAUCAAGUGGCAAACUUUAACAUCAUGGUUCUCUAUGACCGUCUGUUCACUCAAAACAGGUUGCGAUCAUUGAUUUUCGGAUGCACAGUCCGAGAGGCCGAAUUCCUUGGCCGUUUCAUCAAAUUAGCGCUCGGAGAGCUGUCUCGAUGGCAUAAAAGCAAGGAUGUAUUCGAGAAGGAAGCCACCAAGAAUGGCAAACACCCGGCCUUCACCGGUGCUGCUACUCCCGAGGGUAAACCUGCAACCGUCAUGGAUCAUGGCCAGUUUCAAGAUCAGCUGUGGUCAUGGCAUAGGAAUUUGGCAACAGCUUUGAAAGCUUGUCUUACCGGGACCGAAUGGAUGCAUAUCCGCAACUCCAUCACCAUUCUCAAAUCUAUUCUUGACUAUUUCCCAGCUGUCAAUUUCCAUGGCAAACAGUUCCUGCAGACCCUGCAGCAGAUCGCCCAACGCGAAGCAGCCACGAAGAAUGACGAAGAUGGACAGAACCAUCGCGUCGACCUGUCAGUCACAGCAAAUACGGCUGCUUCGGCUUUGAAGAAGCAUGAGUCACGAUGGGUAAUCGUCCAAGCUUUCCGACCCAACAACGCAGGUGACCCAUCGGAUGACAAGGCCGCAGAAGCGGUCAAGAGCGCGAAGGCCUCGAACUUGCGACCCAGCGCUUCUGAAUUUAGGCCUAACCAGACUUCGGCUAAGCCAAUUCGCGGAAAACCAGCCGCUGAGGACGAAGAUGGCGAGGUCAAAGAUAGCAAGCCUCAAGCAACCAUUCCUGCAGCAGACAAUGGAGCAAAGGAUUCGGAAUCACCCUCUGCUGACGCACUCAGAGCAGCACCUAUGCCGCAACGCGUGGAUGCGGCGAGAGCAUCAAGUCGCCCUUCUACACCACCCGUCAGAUCUAACAACCACAGUCCUGCGCCUCAUAGCCGGCGGGAGUCAUCAAAGCUGUCAACACUCGGAAUGCUUCCGCCUGGGCUGCCCAGUCGACCGGACGUGCCCAUCCCUGGUCAUUUCAACCAGGAUGAGCGAGGCCACAUUCGUAUGGCUGAAGCCCGUGAGGCCAGAGAGCAGAGAGAGCAAAGAGACCCGAGGGAUCCUAGAGAACACAGAGAUCCGCGAACGCCCAAGGAUUCUCGAGAUGUUAAGGAACCCAGGCAGCCCGACAACGCGAGAUCGUCUCGGGGAAGAGAAACUCACGGUGCCGAUCGGCGUUCGCUCGAGUCUGCUCCUCGAGAUACUUCACGGUCAGACAGAGAUCGGGGACCUCGUCCAGACGGUCCGCCGCGCUGGGAGCCACCAAUGGCCGAGAGGGAGACACGUCAGUCCCGGGAUCGAGCACCAAGUGCUGAUUCAUUGAACCGACCUGCUGAGUCCAACCGACCUCCGCGGUUGCCACUUGCUGACGCUCAAGCAAUGCCGCCACCAGCGCAACCCGAUACCCAGGGUCCAACUGUAAAUCCCGAGCGCGCACGGUUGAUCGGUACGCCUGGCGACAAUGUCAAUCCGGCCCGUGCCGCUCUGAUUAACGAUGGCCGACCUGCUGGUCGCCCAUCUCGGGAGGAAAGUCGUGAGCGCAGCGCCCGUCACUCUUCGCCGCCUCGAAGGGAGCGAUCAGAAGUUCGCGCUGUCGACAUUAGCCGCGAUGAUCGACCAGGCCGGCACAGACCAGAUCAUCAGACCCCGACAAGGGAUGGCCGCAUCGAGCCGGUUGCACCUGUCGGGCCACGAUCGGAUCGCGAAGGCGAUCGCCCCAUGGCCGACAGACCGCGCGAUGUUAACCCCUUCUCGGGCCCAGCGGGCUCGCGUGGUGAUUCUGAGCAUGUCAGAAGUCAUCAACAAGACCCCAACUACGGGCGUCUCAACGCCAUCCCAUCUGUCGUUGACUCCAACCCACCUGAUGCACCACGAGGACGCGGUCGUAACAUGGCUCGAGGUCCACAGGGUGCUAACCAGCCACCUGCACGUCCCGACGCGCGGUACCCAAGUCAAGACACUCAUCGUGCACCGUCUCCUGACCGUAACCACCCGCCUUCAGGUCCAGCUUCGUCUAGGGCGCGUCGUGGUCCUGCUGGCCCUGGUCUUGGGGCAAAUCCAAUGAAUACGCCUCCAGCAACUAAUUCUCCCACCACAGGCAUGCAUCCAGACAGACUUCGUCACUUCAACCCCAGUUCUAGCCCAGCAUCACCUCAGGUCUCUUUCCCAAGUUCUGGGGCCAACUCUGUUGGCGUCCACCCUGACAGGCUCAACCGCAUUGAUCCAAACGGUCCGCCAUCAGGCCCUGGACAGCACAGACAGAACCAUUUGCCGCCACUCCAGACCCCUGAGAGACCACCGAUUCCCACUGGUCCACACAAUCGUCAGAUCCAAGUAGGUCUACCAACAACGCCAUCGUCCGACAAAGGCACCCCAAUGUCUGUGCCGACUGGUCCAUCGGCAACUAAUGAUCGCUCGAAAACCGGAAGUAGAAGGCAGCUGGCAGGCAUCAACAACGUUCUUCAGGGUUCCCAAGGGCCUACACAAGAAACCAUGAGCCGCGGUGGCACUGUCCGCAGCCGGAGCUCUCGAAGUAAUCUGGCUGGCUCCGAUGCACAAGUACUCACAGGAGCAUCCCCUGUUACAACUCCCGUGCAGGAGCGAGUUGAACAACUAGGCGGACCAGGGUCUGGAAGAGGGGGAGCAAAUGGAGAUGACCGAUCCAGUCGUGGCGAGCGUGGAGAGCGUUCAAGUCGACGACACCAUGAACAUGGGGAACAUUCAUCUCGUUCUCGCCACACUAGCCGCAGUCCAAAUCGCGACUCCUCUCGGUCCAAGAGCCACCGCGAUCAUCGCGAGCGUGAUGCUGGUGUACCCAUGCCAAGCAGUGGUACACGGGAAGGUGAACGAGAUCCCUCUCGGCGAUCUGGAAGGGACUUCUCAGCCGCGGGGCCUAAUACUCGUGGGCCUGAUGCCUCCAACAGUAUCCGAGGAGAUGGCCGUCACCGCGGUGAGGGAACCAGCAGUGGCAGGCAUGAAGAUUAUGGUCGAAGCAGUGGGGGUGGCCGUGGCGGUGGUGCUGGCGGAAUGGGUGGAGGACCGCAUGAUCACCGAGCAAGAGAAGACGGAGGAAGAGGAAGCCGCAAGCGCCGUAGUGACGAAGGCGCCUUCACUGGGCCGCCGUCAGACGGACACAAAAGGCAGAAGCGCUAG